Messenger RNA from Erigeron canadensis, 1164 nucleotides. Its product is annotated as heavy metal-associated isoprenylated plant protein 32-like. Gene Ontology annotation, molecular function: metal ion binding. The record is from RefSeq and is a predicted model, not a curated record. The transcript is spliced from 4 exons. NCBI's taxonomy places the organism in Eukaryota, Viridiplantae, Streptophyta, Magnoliopsida, Asterales, Asteraceae. The coding region runs from base 1 to 1164 and encodes 387 amino acids.
AUGAGUGAAGAAGAAUCAUUGAAUAUUCAGAGUUGUGUCUUGAAAGUGAACAUUCAUUGUGAUGGUUGUAAACAAAAAGUGAGAGAAGUCCUUACAAAUAUUGUAGGUGUGAAUGAUGUGAAAAUAGAACCAGAACAAGGCAAAGAGAUGGUGUCUGGGAAUGUUGAUAAACAAACAUUAAUAAAGAAACUAUCAAAAAGUAGGAAACAUGCAGAGAUUUCGGGGGUUUCUCAAAAACAACUACAGAUGAAUGAUUUAAUAAAGAAUAUGCAGAUUAAUGGCGGUAAAUCUCCCCGGAAAGGAGGUGGAAAUAACCGGAAACAAGUGCAACAGCAAAAGGGUGAUGCCGGUGGAGCUGGGCUGAAACACCUUCAACAACUUCAGCGGUUGAAAGGGUUUAAAGCUAAGAAGUUGCCUCCUGAUCAGUUGAAGUUACCGAAUUUUGGUGGUGGAGGUGGUGGGGGUGGGAAGGACGGGCAGAAGUCGGUGAAGUUUGAUGUAUCUGAGAGUGAUGAUAAUGAGUUUGAUGAGGAGGAGGAUGAUGAGUUUGAUGAUGAUGAUAUUCUGAUUAAGAAGCCGGGUGGUGGUGGAGGUUCGUCGAUGGGUAAUAUGAUAAAUUCGCAGGUUAUGAAAGGAGGUGGUGAACGCGGUAACAUGAAUGGAGGUAAUCGUGGUGGUCAGAGUCAUAAUAAGUGCGGUGGUGGAGGCGGUAACAUGAAUGCUGGUGUACAUGGGAUGCAAAACAUGAUGGGACUUCCGACCGGUGGACCAAUGGGUGCUGGUGGUGGUGACGACAAUAAUGGUUAUUUCCAUGGUGCUCCUAGUGGUCAAAAUCAUAAUAAGUGUGGAGGUGUACGCGAUAACAUGAAUGGUGGUGUAUAUGGGAUGCAAAACAUGAUGCGUGGUGGUGGAGGUGGUAUGGGGCGGAUGGGUCAUAUGGGUGCCGUUGAAGGACUUUCGGCCGGUAGAACAAUGGGCGGUGGUUGUGACGGCAAUAAUGGUUAUUUCCCUGGUGCUCCUAGUGGUCAAAAUCAUAAUAAGUGCGGUGGUGGACGCGGUAACAUGAAUGGUGGUGUACAUGAGAUGCAAAACAUGAUGAGUAUGCAUGGUGGUGGAGGUGGUAUGGGGCCGAUGGGUCAUAUGGGUGCCGUUGAAGGACUUUAG